UUUUCUUUGUGAAGAAACCUGGGUGUUAAUGGUACAGGAUUGGGUACCAUUGUACACUUCUGGCUGGCUGUUAGUAAAGCUACUGGAUGCCUGUGGACAAAAAAGUAGAAGAUGGAGAAAUAUGAGCAAUGAGACUAGGAAAUAGGUUCAAAUCAGUCUCAUUUUUAAAGAGUGUUUGUUCUGCUAGCCACUUGUAGAUGUGUAUUCAGAAAAUAGCAAUUUUAAAGAAGCUUAGUAUUGAGAGUCGAAAAGAAUUUGCCAAAGGAAGGAGCUGAGAUUAAAUAACUGACUGGUAAAAAUCUAAAAUAAAAUAAAGCAACAAUCAGCAAGAAAAGCUGACGAAUCCUUCUAUUCUACAGGUGUAUUUUUUUACAGGAUACAGCAAUGGAAGCUUGGUCAGUUGAUCAGGUCUGCAGUUGGUUGGUGGAGAAAAACUUAGGAGAGCUAGUUCAUAGGUUUCAAGAGGAGGAAGUAAGUGGGGUCGCCCUUCUAGCACUUAAUGAUCGGAUGGUUCAGCAGCUGGUGAAAAAAAUUGGGCACCAGGCAGUUCUGAUGGAUUUAAUUAAAAAGUAUAAGGAGAAGAGUCAAGGACUGACGUCUCCCGGAAGCCCUAAAGAACCAGCCCAGCUUGUGCAAACAGCAGCAGCCCCAGACAAUGAACAGUCUUCCAGUCCAGCCAACUGUAGGGAGCAGAUUGCAUCUUUCUGUCCAGCUGAAAACCUUGAUACUGGACUAAUUGACCAAAGAGUACUGAAACAGAGAAGGAAUGUGAAACAUGUCCUAGCGAGGAACAAAGCAUUACAAUGGACUAAGUCGUACGUUUUGCCAGAGUUUCCCUAUGAUGUCAAAUGCAUGUUAGCAGAACAGAAGUGUCCAGAUCACAGCAUGAGGAUAAGGAUCAUUGAGUUCCUCCAGGCCGACAUGACUAAGUACCUGGAAGGCUCACUGUAUCCCACCACCCAGCAGUAUAAUGACGUGGUCAACACCCUGCUGCAGGCCCACCCUUUCCUGGACGAGGACGGCUGUGGCUUUUUUUUAUGGAAACGAGCCCUCAAAGAUCGCUUUAAAUAUGUUCGAAGACCCAUAGAAGAUGAUGAACAAGUGAUGAGAAACAAAUGUAAAUUUGGACACCGAAGAGGCCAGACAAGGAAAUCUCUUGCUGAUAUAAGAUUUGAUGAAAUUAAAAUUGUCCAGAUAAAAGAAGAAGCUAUUUGUUUAGGUUCUGAGGUAGAUGAACAUAUUAGCUGGUUCCAGCAAGAAUAUAUGAAAAUAGAAAAGGACUGGAGAGAAAUCGAUAAGAGAAUGAGCCAGACUUUGCAAAUAAGAAGGAAGUUGAUUGGAAGCAGAACACCUCUGAAGGACAUUCUUAAUAUGUUUCCUUUCUUGAAGUGCCCUUAUCAGUUGUUUAGAGAAUUUCAACUUCUUACAAGAACAGAUAUUUAUAAGAAAACAAAGCACAUUUUGGAAUCGUAUUCAGAAAAUAUACUGACUUCUUUUUCAGUGGUGGACAAUCCAAUCAAUAUUGCACUGCAAGAAAACAUGAAACAGCACACAGAUGAAGACAUGUUGAAAUAUAUGAAGAUGACAGCUACAUGUUUACUCCUACCAGAUGUUUUUGGGGAUGAUCCCAGCCUUUUUGUCAUUGUGAAUGAGAAGGUGCAAGUGUCCACGCCUGUGUUAGAAGUUAAGAAUCCUUUCAACAUUGAUGUCUGUGAAUUUUCUUUGUAUUUAGAAAAAGAGAGACUCACAAAAGUGGAUGACUGUGUAACGGGCUUGGCGGCUCUCAUAGCUGCCUUUCAUGUAUUUGGGAUCCAGUGUCCCACACGAUUGUCCCAAACCCUCAACUUCCUGGAGACAUUAAUUUUUGAUAUGCACAGUCCCCACUUUCCAUCUAUGAAAGAAAAGGAUGCAGGAUUUCAACACCCAGUCAGUUAACAGCAUGCCAAAUAAUGUAUCAAAAUUCCUAUCUGGAACAGCUGAAACUUUAUAAAAAACAUUUUGAAUUAGGGUUGCGGUACAGUAGAUAUUAGAAAAUCAUCUUAUUUCAAAGAUGCGAAUGAAUUUCAAUGCCUUCUAUGUUUACACUUAAAUUCUUUGUUAAAUUCUGUAAUAUACUACUACUUAAUUAAA
Molecule: messenger RNA, 2130 nt
Organism: Hipposideros armiger (great roundleaf bat)
Lineage: Eukaryota; Metazoa; Chordata; Mammalia; Chiroptera; Hipposideridae
Gene: SAMD3
Product: sterile alpha motif domain containing 3
Exons: 10
Coding region: 385-1935 (516 amino acids)
Molecular function (GO): protein binding
Source: RefSeq, a predicted model, not a curated record